Messenger RNA from Penicillium macrosclerotiorum, 852 nucleotides. RefSeq names its product SDR family oxidoreductase. The transcript is spliced from 2 exons. The record is from RefSeq and is a predicted model, not a curated record. Gene Ontology annotation, molecular function: acylglycerone-phosphate reductase (NADP+) activity; triacylglycerol lipase activity. The coding region runs from base 1 to 852 and encodes 283 amino acids. Lineage: Eukaryota; Fungi; Ascomycota; Eurotiomycetes; Eurotiales; Aspergillaceae. Gene Ontology annotation, cellular component: endoplasmic reticulum; lipid droplet. Gene Ontology annotation, biological process: phosphatidic acid biosynthetic process; triglyceride catabolic process.
AUGUCUAAAACAGUUUUGGUCACCGGCUGUAGUCAUGGAGGACUGGGGGCAGCAAUGGCGAAGGUUUACCGCGCCAAAGGCUUCAAAGUUUUCGCGACACUCCGCAACAAGGCCAAGGUCGGGUCUCUGGCCGACAUGGACGGUAUAGAAAUUGUCGAACUUGAAAUCACAUCGGUCGAGUCAAUUCGUAGAUGUGCUGAUGUCGUCGCAAAACAGACUGGAGGAGCACUCGAUAUUCUCGUCAACAAUGCUGGUGUUAGCUGCAUCGUCCCGCUUCUAGAUGCAUCCCUCGACGACGCGAAAAAGGUUUACGAUGCAAAUGUUUGGAGCAUUCUUGCUAUGGCACAAGCAUUCGCGCCCAUGCUCAUUAAGUCCAAGGGAACCAUGUGCAACAUUAGUUCAGUAUCUGGUGAGAUGGUUUUUGCAUGGGCAGGUGUAUAUAGCAGCUCAAGAAGUGCUCAAACGAGAUUAUCGGAGACUUUACGUCUUGAGAUGGCGCCUCUUGGUGUUCGAGUUGUCACAGUUAUCCUUGGUGGCGUUGAAACGAGCGGAAACAAUCCUGAUAAUAUCGCGGAUCUUGAGCUACCACCGAAUUCCCACUAUCGGAAGAUAACCACCGUCAUAGAUCGCCACAAGAAGACUCAAGUACACCCCAACAAACAGAAUGUCGACACCGCGGCGAAGAAUGUGGUUGAGGAUGUUCUUUAUGGCAAAGGUCCUUUCAUUCGACGCGGGCAGGCCUCCACUCUAAGUUGGCUUUGCAACACCUUUCUGCCGUAUGGGCUUUUCACCUCCAUGAUCAAUAAGGAAUCUGCACUCGAUGAGAUUGAUUUCCGCGAAGACAAAGCAUGA